UAGAUCUUUAGGUGGAUUGGUUCAUGAAAAGUCAUCCCAGGUGGUCUGUGCAAGAUCCAUUGGGUUCAGAUGGGUCACUACAGUUUCCUAGACAUAAUCUGUAGUGCCUUGAGAUAAGUUUCCCUUGUAGAAUAACUUGUAGUUUCGGUUGAAUCACUUCUUACCUAGAUUUUUCCAAAUUUGUUAUUAAUUAAGCAGUAUGAUUGGCGGCAAUGAGGGUAUGGAUACGUUCUACGACUGCCGGAGUGACGACGAGGGGUCUCCGGAGUUGGCAGUGGGUGGUGGCGACGAGGUGAUCUGCAAGCGGGCGCCCCGAUUCGACGAUCCCGUGGAGAUUCGGGCCGUGCUGGAACGAGCAGCCAAUACCACCCAGCGACUGUUGAGGUGCUAUGGCGGCACCGACUGCGUGCCCACUCGCCCAUCGAUGACCCGUUUCUACCCGGCCACCCUGGAGGUCAGCGCUCGUCUCCACACCGACGACAAGUGUCCCUGUCCCAAGGACAGGCAGUGCAAACUGAUUGGAGACCCUGUGACCCUCAAGCUGCCCAUCGAACUGAAUCCGGAAAGUGGCCAGGUCAAGGUGAACAUCUUUCAGCCGAAGUCGAUCGGUACCUUCUGUGGCUGCAAUGCACCCAAAAGUCACAGCAAGUUCAAGAACAGGAGAACCAGUGUGCGAUGGAGCGCUACAAAGGACGAGGUUCGCUACGAUGGCCAGGAGCCGGAUCAAAGCUCGUAAAUUCCAGUGAUUGCACCUGUCAUUUAAUGUCCUUAAAUUAAUUGCUUCUCUGGAACACUUAUUCAUCACUAAAUUUAACAAUGUUUAGGCA
Molecule: messenger RNA, 827 nt
Organism: Drosophila rhopaloa
Lineage: Eukaryota; Metazoa; Arthropoda; Insecta; Diptera; Drosophilidae
Exons: 1
Coding region: 200-736 (178 amino acids)
Source: RefSeq, a predicted model, not a curated record